UCCAGGACAAGACUAAAAUGAAGAAGAAGAAGCAGCAGCGAGGCGGAAAUAAGAAAAAGAUGACUAAUGAGCAGAGCCUGGCUUUCAAGUCUGUAAAGGAAUGGGUUUUCUUGAGUCAGCCCUCUUCUUCUUCUGCUGCUUCCUUUGUCGUCGAUGAUUUUGGAGUGCAGAAGAGUCUGGGAAGAGGUGGGGAGAAGGUUGUUUUUGAAUUGCAUUCACAUUCGAAAUUCAGUGAUGGGUUCCUGUCCCCUUCCAAGUUGGUUGAGAGAGCUCAUAGGAAUGGGGUAAAAGUUCUUGCUCUGACAGAUCAUGACACAAUGUCUGGCAUUCCUGAGGCUCUAGAAGCAGCUCAUAAAUAUGGCAUUAAGAUAAUUCCAGGUGUGGAAAUUAGUACAAUUGUCUCUCCUAGUGGAGAACCUGAAGCAGAGGAACCAGUUCACAUAUUGGCAUAUUACAGCAGCUGUGGGCCAACAAGGUUCGACGAGCUGGAUGAGUUCUUAUCAAAUAUAAGGGAUGGUCGUUUUGUUCGUGCAGAGAACAUGGUCCAGAAACUGAAUAAGCUCAAGUUGCCUCUUAAGUGGGAGCAUGUUUGCAGGAUUGCAGGCAAGGGUGUUGCUCCUGGGAGGCUUCAUGUGGCCCGUGCUAUGGUCGAAGCAGGUUGUGUGGAGAAUCUCAGACAAGCCUUCUCCCGGUAUCUUUUUGAUGGUGGACCUGCUUACUCUACAGGAAGUGAACCACUGGCAGAGGAAGCAAUAAAAAUGAUUUGUAAUACAGGUGGUGUGGCUGUACUGGCUCAUCCAUGGGUUAAAAAUCCUGCUCCCAUUGUCAGGAAGUUAAAAGAAGCUGGCCUUCAUGGAGUGGAGGUGUACAGAAGUGAUGGAAAACUAGCAGCAUACAGUGACCUUGCAGAUACAUAUGGCCUUCUUAAGGUUGGAGGCUCAGACUACCAUGGAAAAGGAAAUCGCAACGAAUCUGAACUGGGAAGUGUUAACCUUCCGGUCUUGGUGCUGCAUGAUUUCCUCAAGGUUGCACGACCUAUAUGGUGUCACUCCAUCCGGGAAAUUCUAGAGAUUUAUGCUGAGGAUCCUUCUGAUUCGAAUUUAACGAGAAUCACAAGGUUUGGGAACAACCGGAUUCUGAAGUGUGGUUCAUCCUUGAAUUGCAGAAAGGACUUGAUUGAUCACUGCUUACCUCUGUGGUUGACUAGGGAAGAGAUGGUAAAUGCAGAUUUUGAGGCUAUCAAAUUAAAGCUUUCCGGUCCUCCUGUUAAUGAGGGGAGAGUUCAGGUUCUUGUUGAGGCUACAUAAUUCUUAAAUUGAAUCUUUUACGGUGGGGAAUGACUCCACUUUGAAGCUUGUUUACCCACUUCAUCCCCCCCCCCCACCCCAAUAUAUCUCAAAAUACAGGAUAUGCUGUCAAGAAAAUAACUUAAGACGAUCAAUUACAGUACUCCUAUUUUUUGGUGUG
Messenger RNA from Neltuma alba, 1467 nucleotides. Its product is annotated as 3',5'-nucleoside bisphosphate phosphatase-like. The record is from RefSeq and is a predicted model, not a curated record. Gene Ontology annotation, molecular function: 5'-3' RNA exonuclease activity; 5'-3' DNA exonuclease activity. Lineage: Eukaryota; Viridiplantae; Streptophyta; Magnoliopsida; Fabales; Fabaceae.